AUCAACAACGAAUCAAACAAUUUCAACGCAAAACCACUCUCCAAAACGACCCAUUUUCAUUUUCAUCGCUGUUACCCCAAGAACACCAAAGUGCGCAAGAUACCAAUCAGACGUAUUCGAGUAUUUUCGAGUCCCUUUUUCACGACAGCGAAUCAUUUCGCUGCAAUCCCCUUCAAUUUCUGGCGAUUUUGCACAAUUGGAUCUUCCAUCCAUACAGAUUGUCGCAUCGCAUCGCAAUUGUACACAAAAAUCCCAAAAUAACCUUAGCCAUCGACACAACAUAAAGGUUAUUAAAGAAAGAAGCACAAGCUUUUGGCGAGUUUCCUUUGCGUCAAUCCAAUCCAAUCCAAUCCAAUUACGCUCGUGCUUUUCUCUCCCGUUGUUCUUCACUCGGUUUAUUGACGUGAAUUGGUAUUGGCAUUGGUAUUGGUAUUCGAAUAUCACUUUCUACCUGUCUAUCUGAUGUGUAUGUGCCGAUAGACGCGCUCGAUUCCCAAGGGAAAACAAAGAAAGACUCCAAUAACGUGUCAGAUACUACUACUACUACUACCACUACCACCACUACCUUGUAUCAAACAUCGUGGGAUUUUUUUAAAGAGGGGUGGUGACAAGCCAAAGCAGAACACUGCCAAUCAUUCAUCGUCUUCCUCCACCAGCAAUAUCAUCGCCAUAGCCCUAUCAACAGCUCCAGAGACCGCAACGCCAAAACAAUUGGCCAUAGCCCCGAUCCCGUGAUUCAUUCUACCUGCGGGAAGGAUUAAACAGAGCUUGCCAUUGAAUUGAUCUGAAUUGAUUCCACGUCGCGUAUUGGAAGCCAGUCAACUUGAAGAGUCACACAACACUCACACACACACACAUUCGCACACACACACACACACAUACACACACCACACGCAUUAGAUCGAUCUAUACCAGGAUUCUGAUUUCAAAUUCACGUAUCAAUCCACCUCACUACUGUACUUGCUUGGUUUAUGGAACCGACCCGACCCGAACUUUGGUACAGCAAUACGAUUCACUUCCGAGCAAAGUUGAGGUUACCUGCCGAACACUCGACCAUCCAACCCAGUUUAGCUCAUCCCAGCCCCCCCCCUUCCCAUUCAAACUCAUUAACCUUACCAAUCAUUGAGUCAAUAUCAUAAGGUACAUCAAGGGUCCAACGCGCAACACAAACCACCAGUUUGUUACUUGAUUUGAAUUUUUCAAUUCAAAGUACGUCACGUCGCCUAAAUUAGAAUAAUAUUCCCAAUUAUUAUUCCAUUAUUACCGGUAAAGCUAAAGAAAGCUCAUACACAAGUCCUACAUUGCCAAAAGUCAAUAUUUACUGGAGAAAGCUUCCUUCCUCUACGAGUGGCUCGCGAGAUAGCUAGAUACCACAAAAGGUUGUUCAACGUCCAUCUUGAAUAACUUCAACCCGAUAUUCUCACGUGGGGUGACCAACUUUCGAGCCUAAUACGCCGCACGCCUCACUCGAGCGCCUUUCGUUUACAUCAGCUUGCAUAUGCUGUGCUGCGGUCAAUUGCGGUGUACACCUACCAUAUUGCUUGCCAGCACAUCCACGCAUACCAAGUCGACGGUUGACGACCAGGCUUAGGCACUAGCUCAGUGACAGCCACCUGGAACCUUUGCGACAGCAUUGCCAACGCGUUAAUCCGAGUCAUCGAAUUUUCGGAUUUUCAUCAUAAUACUCAACUCCAAUUCAUAACGUACUCGGCGAACUCGAUAGCACUUCUUUCGUCGCUUUCUACACCUAUCAAGAACUAUACCUUAUUGCCUCAACGCGCCCCAAGCUUCACGCAACCGCGACCUAGACAGUCGAGAUCUCCACUUCUUUACCAAAAAUCUCUUACGGGAUCAAAUCUGUACAAAUGAUGGAGUACGCGCAUUAUUCACAACCGCCGCAAGGCCAGCAUAAUCAUACGCAGGCGCAUAUUCAAGGUGGAUAUCCAAAUUCUGGUCAGCACCCAAAUUCUGGAGCUCCAAUUACUUCACCAUCUCAACAACAACCAGUCCAUUCGCAACAUGCCGUUCAACAAUCUCCAAUUCUUUCUUCGCAAUCGCAGCAAGGAGGUCCCAAUGCGGGACAUAUGCAGCAACACACACUGGGAUAUCAACCAGCAUACGUACCGCAGAUGAACUUGCAAUAUGGAAACAAUCCCAUGAAUACCCAGGCGGCAGCGAUGGCAGCAACCAAUGCUGCAGUUGGUGGUAACUACCCUUACAGUAUGCCGGACUCAAGCUUGCCGCAAACAUCGCCAAGAGUUGGUGCCGGUAUAAAUGUGAAGAAGGAAAGAGUACCGCGGUCACCGACACAGGCUGCCAUUAACAACCAAGUUGCUCAAAAUCGACGUAUGAGUGUACAACAUGUUGGCAGUCCCGCUGUACCCAAUGCGCAACCUCUCAUGAACCAUCGGGCAUCAAUUUCAGGACCUCCUAUGCCGGCACCUCCACCACACCCUCAAUCUCCCGAACUCGUUUCCGGAGCAGUUGAAGAGUCACCUUUAUAUGUCAAUGCAAAACAAUUUCAUCGCAUUUUGAAGAGACGUGUUGCGAGGCAAAGAUUAGAGGAGGCACUUCGAUUGACUUCAAAGGGCAGAAAGCCAUAUUUACACGAGAGCAGACAUAAUCAUGCAAUGAGAAGACCCAGAGGUCCUGGAGGUCGAUUCUUAACAGCAGAUGAAGUUGCAGAAAUUGAGAGAACAAAGGGCGAUGGUGGAGAUGAAAAUGACAAACCAUUAGAAACGCCGGCUAAGAGUGUCUCUAGUGUGAGUGCCAGUUCGGGAACUAAGCGAAAGGCCGACUCCGACAAUCAUACUCCUACUAAGAAACCUAAAUUGGUCGCUGCAGCUAGAAGCAGUGCUGAGGAAGAUGAUGAGGAUGAAGAUGAUGCAGAAGAUGAUGGAUGAACAUGAGAUUUAAAUGUCUUUUAUAACAUUCAUCAUUUCAUCCACAGCUCCAAUUGUUUAUUUAUGAUAUCACGACAGCGAUUGUUUCUUGACCUGCUACUGUGUUCGUAACACUUCAUUACUUCAUUUUAGCGAUUCUAAGGGUCUGGUUUUUUUUUGUUUUUUGUUUUACGUAUGGGUCAUUUCCUGCUUUUCUUUUUGGAUAUGAACAGGUUUUUCAUGUCACAAUGUGAGGAUGUGCCGGCUGGCAGGAGUUUUCUCACAGAUUUUCAGUUCGGAUCUCUCGGGUGGCUUUUACAUUUGGUGGGAUGGAAGGAAUGGAAGGGAUUCAUUGGGAGGAAAGGGAUAUCAUAUGAGGGAGUGGUAGGAUGGACACAAGACGAAAGUAUGAGACAAUUGAGACGAGGGAAAGAAUUCAGAUAAAAAUAUGAGGCAAUUAGGGGAAGGACUGCAUAUGGACGGUUUCUCUUGAGAGAGUGUGGCUACACGGGACAUUCGCUUCUCUUUACAUUUUUCUUUUUGAUUCCCAAUUUUAUGAACGUACAGUACAGUGGAGCUUCCCUUUUAAACUUCAACCUUGCGAGAGACCAAAAAACCAGCGAAAUGUUACUUGUUUUUUACCAAUUUCUACCAAUGUUAUUUUUUCUUGUAAUUUCUGACAAUGGGCGCUUUUUGAUAUGUUACUUACUUAUGGUUUGGUGUUGGUGUUGAUGUUGAUAGGGAAGCUAUGUGAAGGUAUCUUCCCUUGUUCUUUGCAGGAUGUUUAUAUUGAAUUUGAAUUUGAUUGAUGGCUAGGCUAUACAGCGUAUAUAUUUGCAUUUCGCCCAUUAUGUGUUGUGUUGUGUGACAUUGCGGUUGCUAGAUUUUCUCAAAGUUUUAGGCUCCUGAUGAGGGGUGAGAUAGUUUAAUAUUACACUUUUUUUUGGUGAUUGUUAUGAGCUUUCUUUUUGUUUCUGGGUUUCUGAGACUUGAUGGUGAUGGUGAGUGUUGUGAGAGUUGAAAUAGAGAUAGUAUAAAUAGGUAGUUGUGGAAAGAGAAAAGAGAAAAGAGAAAAGAGAAAGGAAAUUGGGAUGGAGGUGAACGUGGAGAGAGGAAUUAUGUAUGUGAGGAGAUGGGAGUGAGAAACGCUAGUUGCGAGAUGUGGAGAGAUGGGUGGGGAAAUCAUAGGGGAAUGGUA
Botrytis cinerea B05.10 is the source of this 4080-nucleotide messenger RNA. It is a transcript of the gene Bchap2, whose product is annotated as Bchap2. Lineage: Eukaryota; Fungi; Ascomycota; Leotiomycetes; Helotiales; Sclerotiniaceae. Gene Ontology annotation, cellular component: CCAAT-binding factor complex. The record is from RefSeq and is a predicted model, not a curated record. The coding region runs from base 1866 to 2903 and encodes 345 amino acids. Gene Ontology annotation, biological process: regulation of transcription by RNA polymerase II. The transcript has 4 exons. Gene Ontology annotation, molecular function: DNA-binding transcription factor activity, RNA polymerase II-specific; RNA polymerase II cis-regulatory region sequence-specific DNA binding.